Messenger RNA from Lobosporangium transversale, 485 nucleotides. RefSeq lists its product as hypothetical. Lineage: Eukaryota; Fungi; Mortierellomycota; Mortierellomycetes; Mortierellales; Mortierellaceae. The coding region runs from base 50 to 406 and encodes 118 amino acids. The record is from RefSeq and is a predicted model, not a curated record. The transcript has a single exon.
GAUGAAGACGAGCCUGCGCUAGUCGCGAAUCACAACUUCUGAAGACUUUAUGCUUACAAUUGUCAGUUUUUUUUUUCUUUUUUUUUUUUACUCGGGACGAUUCUCAUUUGAAGCAAGGUCAUUAUUUCAUGAUGGUGCAGGAGUUUAUCAUGGAUAUCAAGAACCUCAAAGGGAUAAACAGGAUUCAUGGAUACAAAAAAAAAAAAAAAAAAAAAAAAAAAUCAACUAUUAUUAUUAUUAUUAUUAUUAUUAUUUUCCCAGUCGUAUGAGAAAGUCUGCUAUCAACUCCAAUUUGUUCUUCGAGAGGAAGAGGAGGAGGAGGAGGAAUACUGCUAUUAUUUUUUAUUUGUCAGACAGUUUGCUGGUCGAGGAAAAUCAAAGCGAGCGAGGACAUUAUAUAUUUUGAACGAAGGAAUUGUCAACAAGUCUUAUUUAUUUAUGUCUUUGUCUGUUUGAUCAGGAAUCAGGACGGGACGGGACGGGAC